CAGCAGAAUAGAGGGCCUCCUCCUGGAAUUUCUAAACCUCAAAAUGCACCUGCUCCACCUCUACCACAACAAGCACAACUAGACAAGACAGCUAGAUUGGAAUCUAUGAUUGAAACUCUUCUUGUGAGCCAUCAAAGUCAACAAGAAAUGAUUUCUCAAUUAGCAUCUAAAGUGGAUCAAAUGGCAACACACAACAAGAUGUUAGAGAAUCAAAUAGCUCAACAAGCUAGCUCUUCAAAUAGCAAAGCUUUUGGGAAGCUUCCUAGCCAACCUGAGAAUCCAAGAGAGCAAUGCAAUGCUGUUACUUUAAGAAGUGGAAAGGUAAUGGGGGAAGAACACGAAAUUGAAGUAAAGUUGAAAGAAAAGAAAGAUGAGUGUGAGAGUGAAUCCACUUCAACUAAAGCUAAAGCUAGUAAGGAAGCAAAUGAAGAGAAAGAAGAUAAAAAGAAAAUAGAAGAGAAAUAUGUGCCUCCUGCACCAUACAAGCCACCAUUGCCCUUUCCUCAGAGGUUUCAUAAAGCACAAUUAGAUAAGCAGUUUGGGAAAUUCCUUGAAGUUUUGAAGAAGUUGUAUAUCAACAUUCCAUUCACCGAUGUCAUUUCUCAAAUGCCUUCUUAUGCUAAGUUUUUGAGGGAGAUUUUAUCAAAUAAAAGAAGGUUGGAAGAUUAUGAAACUGUUGCACUUACUGAGAAGUGCAGUGCUUUAUUGCAGAACAAGCUCCCACCAAAGCUGAAAGAUCCUGGAAGUUUUUCCAUACCAUGUCACAUUGGAGAAACAAGUAUUGAGAGAGCAUUAUGUGACUUGGGGGCUAGUGUUAGCUUGAUGCCACUUUCCAUAUGUGAGAAGUUAAAGAUUAGAGAUCUAAAGCCCACAACUAUUUCUUUGCAGUUAGCUGACAGGUCUAUAAAGUAUCCAGUUGGGAUUUUAGAGAAUGUACCAUUAAAAGUUGGAAAGUUUUUCAUUCCAGAGGAUUUUAUUGUACUAGAGAUGGAGGAGGAUGUAAGAACGCCCAUCAUACUUGGAAGGCCAUUUUUAGCCACUGCAGGAGCUAAUAUAGAUGUAAAGAAUGGGAAAUUGAAGUUGACAGUGGGGGAGGAGGAAAUAGAGUUUAAUUUAUUCCAAAAUUCCAAGGAACCAGCUGUGUUGAAUUCUUGUUAUAGGGUAGAUGUUAUAGAGCAUGAUGUCAAACCAAGGUUACUAAACUAG
Molecule: messenger RNA, 1206 nt
Organism: Hevea brasiliensis (rubber tree)
Lineage: Eukaryota; Viridiplantae; Streptophyta; Magnoliopsida; Malpighiales; Euphorbiaceae
Exons: 1
Coding region: 106-1206 (366 amino acids)
Source: RefSeq, a predicted model, not a curated record